AUGAAAGUCCUCUCCGAUACAGGCGAUCAAGCAGAUAGUCGAGAUACAUUUCGAAUCAUUAUUGAAGUUGACGAUGACAUUCAAACAGAAAAAACUCAAAAAACCGCAUCCACCUUCGCCUCAUCCUCCUCAGAUAAUCAAUUCAUUCUUCCGGAAGGAGAUGGUGAACCGCAGAAACAAAUCCAAGAGUCCAUAUCCUCGAUCCUACAACUAUUCAGCAACUGCAAAUUCACUACAGGCGACAUCUUUCUCAAAGGAAAACUUAGGGAGAUUAAUAUUCUAGAUGGAUACUUUUAUUUCGACACCUUACAAUCUCUUAAACACACCAAACAGCUCAUAGCUCAUGCUGAGAAAGUGAUUCAAUUCAUCGAUAGUAUAAAAGUUCAAAUCACCGAUGUUUCAGAAGUUCUUCAUCUAAUGGCCAUUUCGAAGGAAUUAAUCAAGGACUCGAAGAAGAAAAAGGAAAUUAUUGACGAGUUGAUUAAAAAUUAUGAUUAUAAUUUAAAAUCCAUAAGGAAUAUUCUUGAGGGCAUCAAGACGCAUAAGGAAAGUAUUUCUAAAGCGAAGGAUUUACUUCCCGUUAAUGUUACAGAAAUUAAAAGGAUCCAAACAGAAUUUGAAAAGUGGGAUCGAGAAGCGAAAGUAUAUUUUUCAUAUGUAAAGGGAUUUUUCGUUUGCUUCAGCAUACUUGUAUUUUUCGAAAUGAUGGAUCUCCUGGGAAGCUUUUACUUAAACACUCAUCAUGCUAUCAUGAUAAUUGUAUAUGGGAUUUUGUUACUCGUAGGAGUUAUUAUUUACCUGUAUGCCAGUAAUUAUCGGUCUAAAGCGGAUGACUAUUUAUGGGAAUACUGGAAGAAACAUAAAGAUUACCUUGAAGAGUUGACAAUUGUGAAUAGUUAUGGUCAAGAGAAUAUGAGCGAAAAGUGGACUAGGAACAUGAAAAGUUAUGAGGAUUAUAAUAGACUUGUUGGUGAUAUUUUGGAUCGGAAAGAGGGAGAGAAUCGGAAGAUGUAUUUUUGA
This is a messenger RNA of Acaulospora morrowiae, 1020 nucleotides long. Lineage: Eukaryota; Fungi; Glomeromycota; Glomeromycetes; Diversisporales; Acaulosporaceae. The record is from the annotation of a GenBank genome assembly.